Molecule: messenger RNA, 2587 nt
Organism: Daphnia magna
Lineage: Eukaryota; Metazoa; Arthropoda; Branchiopoda; Diplostraca; Daphniidae
Product: deubiquitinase OTUD6B
Exons: 6
Coding region: 154-1050 (298 amino acids)
Biological process (GO): protein deubiquitination
Molecular function (GO): cysteine-type deubiquitinase activity
Source: RefSeq, a predicted model, not a curated record
AUGAGCUGGCAUCGUCUGCUAGCUUUCGAAUUCUCUGAUUCCCAAUUCCCAUGUGUUCACUUAGUUAUAUUUAUGUGCCCAUUCAGGUGUAUUUAUUUAUGAGAUUAGGACUACAGAGUCUAUUGGUAUUGUAAUCAUUUCUUAAAAGAUAAAAUGGCUGAACAAAAUUCCACCAAUGAAAUAAAAGAAGAAAAGACAGAAGAAGGAGAGGAAGCAAUAUUGGCUCGGCACCGGAAGGAAAAAAAAGAUAUCCAAGCCAAAAUUCAAGCUUUAAAGAAGACAGCCACAAAAGGAGACAAGAAAAAAAAGAAAGAUGUGGCUGAAGAGAUUGCGAAACUAGAGAGUGAAAUCGAAGCCAAACACGCUGCAGAAUUAAAGAAAAUUCAGGAAUGCUCUUCUGAAACUCAAAAAGUUUCUGAUCAGCUGGAGGAUAUCAGUUUGGAUGGGAAGGGUGAGGGAAAAGUGACAAAGGCUCAGCGAAGAAGAGACAAAAAGCUAGAUCAAGCUAGAGAGAGACUGCAAUUGAUUGAAGAACAGGAUAAGGCAAAUCUUCUAGGAAUUAAGCAUUUAGAAACACAAAAAAUUAAAAGCCUCCUGGCUAAACGAAACCUUACCUUCUUUGAAGUACCUUCUGAUGGGAACUGCAUGUAUGCUGCCAUAGUGCAUCAAAUUAACCGUGGAGGUGUAGCCCAGUCUGUGCAACAGCUUCGUAACCUAGCGGCCGAUUACAUGCGUUCCAAUAUGGAUGAUUUCUUGCCGUUCAUGGACGAGGCGGAGAACGAAGAACAAUACAUGAAAUACUGCGAAGAUGUUCAACGGACCUCUGCGUGGGGGAGCCAGCUGGAGUUGCGAGCUUUAAGUCAAGUUUUACGACGUCCCUUUGAAGUCGUGCAGGCCGAAGGUCGCCCUGUUGUCAUAGGCGAAGAAUUCAUGGAUUCAUCAUGCACUCCGGUACUUCUCACUUAUCAUCGCCACAUGUACGGAUUGGGAGAACAUUACAACAGCGUCCAGCCCCGACCAGCUGGCGACGACGAGGACAACAGCCAAUGAGACUGGUUCUUUCUCUCUCUCUCCCCUUCAGUAAGCUUCAGUUGCAUCAAAACUUAUGGCGAAAUGUCCCUGAACCGUACGCCGUAAAGUUACACCGUAUCAAAGUAAUCAUUAAAGAAAUGCGGAUCAAGAUUCGUUUUUGCUGAAUCAGAUUACGCAAGGACAGCUUGUUUUAUAUUUAUUACCUCCCUACAUGUGCGUAACUUUUUUUUUGUUUCUUUUUGAAAAAUCAGUGGAUUGUUAGUCAGUUUUCCCCCUUUUUUUAUGUUGCUUGUUAGUGUUUCGCAUUGCACGCUACAUGAUCCGUGAGUCACCGUCGGCUAGCUUUAUUUUUAUUUCGUUUCCCAAAAAAGGUUUUAUUUAACGGCUCCCCCCCCUUAGAUUUUUGCACUUGACAAAAUGCAAAUUUAUUUCAGUUUAUUGAAUUUCUGCAAGUUUUUUUUUUCCUAUUUUCAAAACGACUUUGGCAAGUGGGGGUGAGACGACGUGAAGGUGUAACAAAAAGCGGCAUAACGGAUGGGGUUGUAUAUGCAUAGGUGCGUAUGGGUAAUGCCGUAACGUAUUCACCUCUCUAAAUGCCCUUUGGGUUGAGGAGGAGGACAGACAGGAUGUUGUAAAACAUAAAGGAGAGGAAGGUCAUAACAGGUCGGCAAAAGUCGUCGUUUGUCAGCUGACAGAGGGCAAGAGAGAGAGUGAAAGGAAAUUUCUCAAAAAGGAAUAAUUAUUUGGGAGAUGGAAAAGAGAGGAUAGUUGAAAUGUGUUCAAAACAGCAAAGUCGGCUACGUGCGGAACGGGGUAGCUGCGUAUAAUCAGUGAUCAAUGAUGACGGAGUGAUAGCCAAAAUGUAAAAACCGCGUGUUCUCCAUGAGAAGCAAAAUUGCAAAAGGUUUUGAUCAACUACCGCCGCCCGUUGACUGGCAAACAUCGCCGGUUAAUUAAAUGCAUUGGUGAAAUCGGCGACUCUUUGCAGGUGAUGGCACGCAAUAGCUUUUUCAAUGUCCGACGCUGCCAAUUGCCGCUUUGCUAAUAAUCAUUUUUAUUUUGGCGGUGCUGUUUUUUGUUUUGUUUUUUUGUUUUUUUUUCCUGAAAAUUCCAACACGACGUGAAUGUAUUUAACGUUUCUUUGUUUUAUCGCCCGCUGUUAGUCUCGGUCGGUGGCUUAUGGCCGGUUUGUUAUUGCGGUCGGUCUGUUUUCAUUCUGACGUCGAGAUUUAUUCUCUCCCCAACGAAUUACUACAGGCUAUUUGAUUGCUGUACGUGUAGGAUACUAUAGAGGAAUAAGAAAAUGAAUGAACAAGGAAAACGAGAAAGGAGAAAAGCGGGUUAAGGAGGAAUAGUGAGCCGUGACGUGAGGGAGAGAGAAUGAAGAACCUCUCAUCAAAAAAAAUAAAAUAAAAUAAUCGUUGAAGCGGCGUGCAUGACAACACGAUUCAAAGCAGGUAGCGUCGGUCCAUCAGAGACAGAAGAAAGAAAGAAAGAAAGAAAGAAAAGAAAAAAAAAAAGAGUUAAUAUAAUAAAACUACAUGGAACAACAGAA